This is a messenger RNA of Tuber melanosporum (Perigord truffle), 1157 nucleotides long. RefSeq lists its product as uncharacterized. Gene Ontology annotation, molecular function: ATP-dependent DNA damage sensor activity; ATP binding; crossover junction DNA endonuclease activity. The record is from RefSeq and is a predicted model, not a curated record. The transcript is spliced from 5 exons. Gene Ontology annotation, biological process: DNA repair; meiotic DNA recombinase assembly; reciprocal meiotic recombination. Gene Ontology annotation, cellular component: replication fork; Rad51C-XRCC3 complex; Rad51B-Rad51C-Rad51D-XRCC2 complex. NCBI's taxonomy places the organism in Eukaryota, Fungi, Ascomycota, Pezizomycetes, Pezizales, Tuberaceae. The coding region runs from base 54 to 1157 and encodes 367 amino acids.
CUUAUACGUCGUGCACGAGUCGUCCGUUCAUCGCCGCCGCUAGGUAAUAUUCUAUGGCAUCCACUUCCCCUCUGCCUUCCUCCUCCCACCGCUUGCCGACACUGUCAGCCUCUCAAGCUCUGUCAACAUCUCAAUCCACACGCUCGAGAAUAAGCACAGGCUCGCAAGAGCUUGAUAAGGCAAUAGGAGGAGGUCUCUCGCGUGGGAAAAUCACCGAGCUAUGCGGACCUCCUGGUAGUGGGAAAACCACCCUUGGAUUGCAAUCCGCUGCCAAUGCCCUCCUCUCCGGAGACGGGACCCGAGUCGUCUGGAUAGACACCUCCCACCCACUCCCCGUAUCCCGUUUAGGUGCUAUCCUCUCCCGCUCAGGCGAUCCUCGAGAGCUCUUCCCAAACCUGCAGACAAUUCGAACGCCUACGCUCGCGCAUUUGCUCACAUUGGUGGUGCAUCCCUUGCCCACCUUCCCGCCAGAGAAUACGAGUUUGGUAGUGAUUGAUAACGUGUCGACACCAUUUACCGUCGCCUUCCCCCCCGGGAUGGAGGAGGAAGGGGGUGGGGGCGGUGGGAAGGUGAAGACGGAGCCCGUUGGUGUGAGACGAUUUGCUAUCAUGGGGGAUUUGAUUUCUGCAUUGGGAAAGCUGGCUGGGUCGAAGGGUGUUGCCGUGCUGUUAUUAAACCAAAUGACAACUAAGGUUAUACCCGGGGUCGGAGCGAUGCUCAUACCCUCUCUUAGUUCACCCCCGUGGACAACAUCGCUGAACUCCCGUUUAUUAAUCCACUACAACAAGACUUCUCCGUCGCUCCUCGCAGACCCUGACGAUACCCGGCUCUCCCAGAUCCGUUAUGUAACGAUUUUGAAAUCCAAUGGGGCGUCGCACAGCUCCGACUCGUCACGGCCGGUGACACGUUUACAAAUUCAAGAAACCGGUGUGGGUGAUGUCAAACUUGUCUCCGAGGCUUCACCUGCGGCGCCGGCGAUGAAGGCGUACGGGUUUGCGAGGGGGAAGCGGAAGAGGGGGCUUGAGGCGGAGGUUAUUCCAGGCAGCGAUGAGGAGGGUGACGGCGAGUCCGACGGGAAUGAGGAUGAAGGCUCCGCGGGUGAAUGUACCAGUGGGAGAAGACAACAAAGGGUGAUAGAUUCUGCGCAAGGAUUAUGA